AUGGCGCCCUCAGGUCCGCGAGCCCAGCGCAAUACGCGCAACCCUUCGGCGCCGACCAAACCCGGCGGUCGCUCUGGCGGUAUCAAGAAGCGUGGUGCUGGGGGUCCAGUCAGAACCGACAGAGAUGGAGAUCUUGAUAUGGAUGCACCGGCCGCCAAGGGUGGUGCUGGCCGUGGCAACCGCCCACCCAACACCAAUGGUACCUCUGCGCCGCCGCCCACUGGCCCCCGCCGCUCCACGCGAUCAGCACCCGCCGGCGGUCGCGCGCCCAAGCCUACGACGCGCGCCGCAGAUAUGGUCAAGAAGAUCGUCGAGUCCGGCGGCUCGGGCAACUUGUCCUCGCGCAUUGCAGCAGGACGCGACACCUCCAGCAGGCACACGCGCUCGCGCCCCGUCAACGGCGUCGAUCGCGUCACACUGGUCGUGCGAGGGCUGAAGGAAAGCAAGGCUUCCAGCAAUGAUGGUGGUGGCCUGCGAGACCUUCUGAUUUUCCUAGAACGCAAGGCUGCCACCGUUGGCAAGCUUCACCGCACCGUCAAAAUCAACAAGUCGACUAUGAAGGGCGACUUGGUCUACAUCACAGCAAACAAGGAGGACGCGGAGGAAAUAAAAAAAAUCAACGGCUUCGAAUUUGCCAGCGCUCGCCUUUCCAUCGAGGAGCUGCCCGAGGGGGCGUCUCCCGGCUUGUCCGAACAAUCACAAAGCCUCAAAGACCAGCUCACAACUGUGCUUGGUCAGCGGUACAACCAGGAGAGCAAGCUCAUGAACCUCUCGGACCUUGGCCAGGACCCUAUUCUGCAGCAGAUGGGCAUGUUCAACCAGGCCACACCAGAGAAGGUCUUUCGUGCCCUGAUGGUUAUCUUGGAGGACAAUUUCAAGACGGCCCAGGCCAAGCGCGAAGGCAUCCACAGCGUCAGUCUCGCUGGCAACAAUAUUGACGACGUACACCAAAUCAUGUCGCUUGCAGAUGCUCUGCCAGACCUGCUCAACCUGGACUUGAGCCGCAACAUGUUCAAGGAUGCCAAGGCACUGCGGAAAUGGAGCCAUCGUCUGCGAAAGCUCGAAGCUCUCUACCUCAGCGACAACCCCGUCGGAACUGAUGCGUCUGCUAUGGCUGAGAUUACAAAACUGUUUCCCAGAUUGCAGAACCUCAGCGGCGUUCAAGUCAGGACCAAAGAAGAGGUCGAGGCGGCGUCACGGGCUCCAAGAGUGUUUCCCAUCCCACAGUUCGGUACCGACUUUCGAGAUUUGAAUCGCGUCGGCGAGGGCUUCGUCACCGAAUUCUUCGCUCUCUACGACACCGACAGGCAGACGCUUGCUGCCAAGUUCUACGAUGAACAGAGUACCUUCUCUUUCUCGGUCAUGACGAGCAGUGCCCACAUUCCCAACGCACCGCCGCUCACGUGGAGCUCCUACAUUCGACUCUCCCGGAAUCAUGUCCGAAUCACUCACCCGCCCUCGAGAUAUCAACGCCUCUUUGUCGGCGGCCCCCUUGUCCAGGAUGCCUGGUCAAAGCUACCUCUUACACGGCAUCCCAGUCUUACUGUGGAGUUCGACAAAUACCUCAUUGACUGUCAUCCCAUGAGCGGACUCGCAGAUCCCACUGGCAGUGAGCUGGGCGGCGUGGAGGGCAUGAUUAUCACUAUGCACGGUGAAUUUGAGGACCAGGACCCCGAGACCAAAGUCACUUCCAAGCGAAGCUUCUCGCGGACUUUCGUGAUCGGACCCGGCUUUCCCGGCAGGAACCCGAUUCGUGUCGUUAGUGACUUGCUACAGCUGCGUGCGUACAGCCCCUUGCCUCCUCAGACCGGAGUUCCAGAGGGAAUACAAACCAGCGCAGCACCUGUAGCCAACGCGCCAAUCAACCCAGUGGCUACCCAAGAGCAGAUGGCAAUUGAGCUUUCUAAGCAGACUGGCAUGACCUUGGACUAUUCCAAGAUGUGUCUUGAUGCCGCUCAGUACAAUCUUGAGCGAGCCCUGGCUACAUUCAACGAAAUGAGAGCGCAACUCCCGGCUGAAGCAUUUGCCCAGCCUAUCGCAUGA
This is a messenger RNA of Neoarthrinium moseri, 2043 nucleotides long. RefSeq lists its product as uncharacterized. Gene Ontology annotation, cellular component: nucleus. Lineage: Eukaryota; Fungi; Ascomycota; Sordariomycetes; Amphisphaeriales; Apiosporaceae. Gene Ontology annotation, molecular function: protein binding; RNA binding. The transcript has 3 exons. Bases 1 to 2043 code for a protein of 680 amino acids. Gene Ontology annotation, biological process: poly(A)+ mRNA export from nucleus. The record is from RefSeq and is a predicted model, not a curated record.